GCCCCUCGUUUCCAAGUCUCGAGAAUGCCACACUUCACACGGCUUGCCGGUCAUCCAUCAUCUAACUGAUGCUCAGUACUUAUCUACUACACAAGGAACGACUACAUGUCUCCGCGAGAAGUAACCGUCAACACCAGCACCAUGUUGAAAGGGGGAGCCCUCUGCACAGACCUGGCAGCCGGGACGAUCUAGCUGUGUUGCCUUGGAUUUGCCUGACAUGUCGCCCCCAGGGCCUGGGAUGUUUUGGCUCGGUGAUUGUCGCGGGCUUUCCGCCCGUGUGGUGGGUGUUGAUGUAGCGUCGCCAUCCCCGUUACCCAUUUCCCUCCCGUCUCAAACUACCAUGCAAUUUUUUUUCUUCUUCCCAUUUUCGCCCGGUGGAUUUGCCGGACUCUGCCCAAUGCCCAUGGCCGUUUCCAGAUUUUCCCCAUGACUCUUAAUGUGGUUGCUUGUCGACUCGAGUUCACGUUUUACAGGUGCCUACUUCGUGACAAUGACACCGCCACCCAUGACAGCCUGCGAAUCGUAAGUGCGACACUUCUUCCCACCGCUUCCGCGCUCGCGCUCGCUAGCCGAACAUGAACCAUUUCUCCCAUGUCCCCGUUCCGUUCCUACUUGUAUAGAUUAUACGCAUAGAGCGCAGAGCAUACAAAGAGGUCUCUCACCCCUCCCUCCCAUCUUGUCUCCCGCUGCGCACACUUCCCGCCCAUCAAUGCCCGUUCUGGAACGUGUUCGCCUGGUUGCUGAGCUGAGGCAGGUGCAAUCUCGGGGUUUGUAUCCGUCCAAAAUAGACCACACAGUGUCGACAGUGUAAACCCUGGAAACAACGGAUGAGGGUGGUCGACUGGUGGAACCACAAAUCGGCUGUCCAAGCUUCCGCCAGGUCCCAUUCUGUGCUAAAGUAACGCCACUGCGCUGUAAUUUUUUCUGUCCUGGAGAGAUUAAACUAGUCGCGUACGGGUAUGGCCUAUGGCAGGAAAGAGCUUCCCCUUGGCCUCCUCCCAACUCCUUCCCGCCCCAUCCCCAAAUCAAACACCCCCCUAAUUAAUUCCUCCACCCGUCCGUCCCCGUCUCUCUCACCACCCUCCACUGUUCCACCGAGCCUCAGUCACAUAGCCCCGGCCUCGCCUCCAAGUUUCUCUCCCGGCCCUCCCGGCUUUUGGCUCCUUUUCCCUCACUCACGGAUAGACCGCCUGCUUUUGCCUACUUUACCUUAUCUUUAAUACUUCUUCCUCCGCGUCGCCUCCUCGCAUCGACGCCUUUCUCUCUUUUUUGAUAGGGCCUGCCACUCCGACUGCCACCUCUGCUGCGACACUACCAGUCCUCUCCCUUUGUUGUUAUUCAACUUCCAUCUUGUCCACCUGGGACUUGGUCGCCGAACACUCAAAGCGACCCUACGCGCUGACACAGCCCGUCCGAUUUCGAUUGUCUACAGCUGCAGACAAACCCCCCAACAUCCAACGCAACAUGCCGUCGCGUACUCUCCCUACAUUCACUCGCGCCGAGGUCGAGGCUCACAACACCAAGAAAUCAUGUUAUGUCACCAUUGGCGCCAACGUUUACGACGUGACCGACUUCGCCCAAGAUCACCCUGGUGGCGACGACCUGGUCUUUGAGUAUGCGGGCAAGGACGUUGAGGCAAUCCUGCGCGAUCCUACCUCUCACCCCCACUCAGAGGCGGCGUACGAGGUCCUUGACGACUCCUUGGUCGGUUUCGUUGUCAACCAGAAGGCCGUCAACGGAUCAGUCAGCGGGUCGGUCCAUAAGGUUAACGGAACAUCGAAUGGCAAAGCGAACGGGCACGCGGACGGGGACGUCAACGUCAACGGCAACGGCGCGGCCGAGACUGAAAACGAGGGUGUCAAGAUGAACGAGCACGGCGAGCUCUGGGACGGCGAGCGUUGGGUUCACCCCCGGACCGGUAUGGCCAGCGAGGAUGACUUGAGCAAGGAAACCGAUUACACCACCGACUACAAGAAACACAAGUUUCUCGACUUGAGCCGUCCUCUUUUCCCGCAGAUGUGGUAUGGCGGUUUCAGCAAGGAGUUUUAUCUCGACCAAGUUCACCGCCCUAGGCACUACAAGGGUGGCGAGUCCGCGCCUCUGUUCGGCAACUUCCUCGAGCCUCUGUCCAAGACGCCCUGGUGGGUUGUUCCACUUGCAUGGCUCCCGCCUGUGGCAUACCACCUCUACCUUGCCCGAGAUGGCAUGGAAAGCACCACGCAGGAAUUCCUGUACUUCGGGCUUGGUCUUUUCCUCUGGACUCUGAUCGAGUACAUUCUCCACCGUUUUCUGUUCCAUCUCGAUCAGUGGCUCCCUGACAACCGAGUGGGCAUCACCGCGCACUUCCUCCUCCACGGCAUUCACCACUACCUUCCCAUGGAUAAGUACCGCCUGGUCAUGCCCCCGACGUUGUUCGUCGUUCUUGCCACCCCAUUCUACAAGCUUGCCCACUGGGUAUUCUCGUACAGCUGGCACGCCGCUACGGCCGUAUUCUGCGGAGGCAUCUUCGGCUACAUCUGCUACGACCUGACGCACUACUUCCUCCACCACCAGAACCUGCCUCUAUGGUACAAGGAGCUCAAGAAGUACCACCUUCAACACCACUUUCUCGACUACGAGCUCGGUUUCGGCGUCACCAGCCGGUUCUGGGACAGCGUCUUUGGCACGGAACUGCCUCCCAUCGUGAAGGCCAACUAAUUUCCUCCCACUCGGGCCACGCCGCUACAACUACACCAUACACAUAGUCAUGAUGACGACUUCUGGGGCCUAUUUACUAAUGCCUGAUGGAGCAGUGUCUGCUCUUCUUCCUGAUCACUUUGCCCCCCCCCUGUAUAUACGCUUUUAGGGCUACUUUAACGCUGUAAUGUGUUCGUUUCAUGGGCGUUCUUAGGAGACGGCUCAAGAUGGGUCUGACGUAUCACAGCGCCCCAUCCAGCCAUGACACGACUGGGAGGAGCCACCAUAGUCUCAUGGUAGGCUGUUUUAGUACAGAGUAUUUUGAAUGAUACCACAUACCGAUGUUAUGCCAUAAAAGCAACCAGGCUGCACGUUCAUCCCCCCUUCACCCGUGACCGUUGCAGAUGAUGACUUGGAUGUGUCCAUGGUGGGGGAUCAUAGCUUAACC
Molecule: messenger RNA, 3124 nt
Organism: Colletotrichum destructivum
Lineage: Eukaryota; Fungi; Ascomycota; Sordariomycetes; Glomerellales; Glomerellaceae
Product: Putative cytochrome b5-like heme/steroid binding domain, fatty acid hydroxylase
Exons: 2
Coding region: 1465-2697 (410 amino acids)
Biological process (GO): fatty acid metabolic process; lipid biosynthetic process
Cellular component (GO): endoplasmic reticulum; membrane
Molecular function (GO): iron ion binding; fatty acid 2-hydroxylase activity
Source: RefSeq, a predicted model, not a curated record